Messenger RNA from Leptidea sinapis, 689 nucleotides. RefSeq names its product NADH dehydrogenase [ubiquinone] 1 alpha subcomplex subunit 13 (gene ND-B16.6). The coding region runs from base 82 to 543 and encodes 153 amino acids. The transcript is spliced from 3 exons. Lineage: Eukaryota; Metazoa; Arthropoda; Insecta; Lepidoptera; Pieridae. The record is from RefSeq and is a predicted model, not a curated record.
GUUUAAAUUCUCUUUGCUGGUGUAGUGCAGUGUUGUGUGAUCUCGUUAGAGUAAAAGUGUUAUCCACAAUCAGCUGUAAAAAUGGCUGACUGUGUUCCACUAGUCAAAAAGCAAGAUUUACCUCCUCCGGGGGGUUACAAACCAAUACCAUUUAAAAGAAUACCUGCAAAGCAAUAUUUUAGUGGUUUUGCAUGUAUCGCUGGAUACUUAGGAAUCACCACUGUUUCCGCAUACUUAUAUUAUCUUAAUUGUAAACAAGUAAAGAAAAAUGAAAUUGAGAUGCGAUCAGCUAAGAUGGCUAUAUACCCCAUGCUCGUUGCCGAGAGAGAUAGAGAAUACUUGAAGCAGCUAAGAAGAAAUCGGGAUGCGGAAGCUGAGCUUAUGCGCGAUGUACCUGGAUGGGUGGUUGGAACCUGGUAUGGUGAGAGGGUCUACAAACUCUUGCCGGCAGAUGCACUCAUUGAGCCAAUAUUCCAUGAGUUUUAUGCUCACUCUGAUGAAAAAUCAUGGAACAAUAGGACAAACUUAUCAAUAGCAUGCUAGUGUGUGUUAUGUAAUAGCUUCACUUACCAAUAUUUAUUCAAAAGAGUAUUUGUUAUGAAAUAAUAAAGAUUUCCAGAUAGAAGUGUUUUACCAUCAUUGUUUUUUUAUCAGGCUUAAAUUAUGUGGAAUUAAAACAAUAAUAGUCA